This is a messenger RNA of Racocetra fulgida, 225 nucleotides long. NCBI's taxonomy places the organism in Eukaryota, Fungi, Glomeromycota, Glomeromycetes, Diversisporales, Gigasporaceae. The record is from the annotation of a GenBank genome assembly.
CUUAUGAAAAAUCUCCUUAGUAAAAAUCAUCAAAAUAACCAACAUAUAAGUUUGCUUUAUCAAGAAAUAAAUUCGAUAAAAGUACAUAUUAAACAAUUAACAGAAUUACCGAUUUCCGAACUUAAGUGUGAUAAUCAAAUUUAUGCACAAAGAAUAGAUCCGUGCAAGUUGCAUGAUCCAUCACAUGGAAAUCGUUCGGAUCGUCGCGGAAAAUCCAAACAAAUC